Molecule: messenger RNA, 2295 nt
Organism: Culex quinquefasciatus (southern house mosquito)
Lineage: Eukaryota; Metazoa; Arthropoda; Insecta; Diptera; Culicidae
Gene: Cog7
Product: conserved oligomeric Golgi complex subunit 7
Exons: 3
Coding region: 156-2273 (705 amino acids)
Biological process (GO): Golgi organization; intracellular protein transport; retrograde vesicle-mediated transport, Golgi to endoplasmic reticulum
Cellular component (GO): COG complex
Source: RefSeq, a predicted model, not a curated record
UUUCAUAUUAGAUUCGUGGCAAUACUAGCUUGUCAUGUAGAAUUCUGCUUAUAUUUGCGGCAAAUUUUGAUAAUUAGAAAAAGGAAAGUAGGAAAAAAACGCAUUUUUAUAUUCCGAUUGGAUUCCGGUAUUCACAAAUUAUAAUUCCCCCAAAAAUGGACCUUAGCCUGUUCUCGGACGAUUCGUUCGACGCGCUCAAAUGGAUCAACACACAUUCCCACAUCGAGGGUGACAUCGCGACCAAAAAGGCGACCGUUUCCGCCCAGGUGUCCAAGCUGCAGGUCUACGUCGAGCAGAUCAACUUUGCGCUGGAAAAGUCGAGCAUUCAGGGGACGAACACCAUGCUGGUGGCGCUGAACGAUAUGAACUUGAUUCAGCGGGAGAUUAACUCGUUGAUGGGAACGAUCAAGCAGGUUCAGCAGGAGAUUGGACACGUUCAUCGGGACUCGGGGACGUAUUUGUCGAAUUUGGAGCGGCUGGAGUCGGUGUUUCAGAAGCUUCAAGCGGCGAAGCACGGCAUGCAGGAAUCGGAUGGUUGGAGGAAGCUGACCGGGGAGUUGGACGAGCUGCUGGAGCAGAACGAGAUUCAUCAGCUGUCGGGCAAGUUUGGGACGUUGAAGACCUCGAUGUUGGCGCAGACGGGAUUGCCGGGACAGGCGGAUCGGGAGGUUCAGUUGGAGUAUUUUACGAAUCGGAUUGAGGCUGCUGUUAGUCCGUUGAUCAUUCAGUUUAUUCAGCAAGCGGAUGCUGACAAUUACUCCAAGCAUGUCUACAUCUUUGAGAGCAUUGGAAGGUUGGCUCAGCUGGCGCAGUAUUAUAGGAAGGUCCAUCGAAACAUCUUGGUUGACAAGUGGGUCAAGAACGUGGAGUCCGACUCAAUUUGUGAAAUUUUGUCAAACUUUUACGACUGUUUGCUGAACUUUGUGCACCAACAGCUAAAGUGGUGCUCCCAAGUCGGUAUGGAUUCGUCGCAACCGAUUGAAGUUGUCAUCGAGACGCUGAUCUACCUGCAAAGUUCGCGGGAAACGAUCGUCGAGAAGGGUGUCCGGAAGUUCGCGGAAAAGUUCGAGCUGCUGACGGAUAUUUCAAACAUCAACAAAAAGUUCGAAGCUGCGGUAGAGAAGAUCAUCAAGGAUCAACGGAUCAACAGUUUGAAGCAGGAAGAACUAGCUGGAGCUAUUUACGGAUACUUUGCAACUUCAGUCGUGCAAUAUCUCCCGAUUGAGAGUGACGACUCCAAGAAGCUGCUGAAAGAGUUGCAGGUCAACAACGCAGAGAUCGCCGAAACUGUGCGCAGUCUGGCCAACGGCAAUGUGAAGCUCGCCAAAUGGGCGGAGAAGGCUCUUUCGCGCUGCGCUCACGUCACCCAGAACUACAGUUUGCCUCAGCUGGUCAAGGUGUUCCAGGAUAUGAUCGUUUCGUGGGUCGAGAACUUUGUGCUGGCUCAAAAGAAGCUGAUCACAUGUAGAACCGAACAGCUGGAUUGGAAUCUUAUUCAGUUGAAUAUCAACCUGCUUCAACAUCUUGGAGACUUCAUGGCGAACAUCCAGCUGCUAUCGGAGAACAUCGCCAAAAGUGCCAAAGAUUGUGAUCCAGCCAAGAGCAUCUACUGCAGUCAACUAUCGUCUAAGCAAGACAAACGAAGCAAGUUUUUGCUCUCCACCGAAGAGGACAUCUUCAACGAACUCUUCUCCGAGGAGAACAAGAUCGUCCGCGAUGCGGCCGUCAGGACGCACGACUCGAUCAUGAAGUUCAUCCUGUACGCAAUCGAGAAGCACUUCAACGGUAUGAGAUUCUCCGCCAACAAGGAAGGCGAAGGCUUCAACCUGCCCGACUACAGCUACGCUCCCCAGGAGUACAUCACCCAAAUCGGUCAAUAUCUGCUAACACUCCCACAGCACUUGGAGCCGCUGCUCCUCUCACCUUCACCGUCCCUCAAAUUUGCCCUGGAAAGCUGCGACGACGCGUACUCCAAGGACAAAUUCUGUGCCGACGUCCUGCUGGCGCUGAUCGUCGAGGAAACAACAGCCUUCUACCAGGAAAGUAUCGACAACAUCCAGAGUUUGACGGCCGCCGGGUCCAAACAGCUCGCCGUUGACAUCGAGUACUUCGGGAACGUGCUGGAAGAGAUGAGCUUGCCGUUCAACGCCACGCUGCAGCAAACGGUGGUGCUGUUGAGGACUCCGCUGGAGCAGUACAACACCGUCGGGACCGGGUACAACGCGCGGUUGGUGGCGAAGAUUCGCCAGAAGCGGAACAUUGUGUCGUCGUGAGGGGAAGAUGCAGUGGUCUAAU